CACAAUCCCAAUUAAUAUUGAAAUUGAGGAGGGAGACGAUACAAAGAAUGAUGAUAUAUGCAAUAGAAGCAUGAACGCAGCGGUUGGAACAGAUGGUGGUAUUACGGGGAUAGGGUGUAAUGUGUCAGAUGAAAAUUUAGUCGGGGAUGAUGAUUUUCAGAAUCAACCACCUAAUCUUGGAAGAGAAAGAACUGGGAGAGUGAAAAAAGAGUGGCUGGUAGACAUUAAAGUUGGUUAUGAGAAGCUAAAAACUAGGUCAUCUCCUCAUGUAUUGAUAAAAGCGAUUAAAGGCAUGAAUGAAGUGCAACGAUCGGAGGUAGAGAAGAUUGGCUUUGGAUCAAUUUUAAAGAUGGAAAUUUCAGAGUUGCCCGCAAGGUUAGGACGUUGGGUUGUGGAGAAUUACAAUGCAAGAAGCAACACCCUGCAAUUUCCUAAGGACAGAGAGAUGCACAUAACUAAAGAGGAUGUGUAUAUUGUGUUGGGUUGGCCAAAUGGUGGACAAAGGAUUGAGUGCAACAAAAGUAACAAGGACAGAAUUCUCCUAGAGAAAUGGAGACUUAAAUUUGGAAGGAAAGAUGGUAAAAUUACCGCUGGUGAUGUUGUGGAAAAGAUGUUGAUGUGUAAAGACGGAGGGGAGUGGUUUAUACGGCAUUUCAUGGUGCUGAUCGUGGCGGUUCUCAUCGAUAGCACAUCGCAUGGUUAUAUGAAUGCAUUGGUACUGGAUCAUCUAAGGAAUGUUCAAGAGGUGUUUUAUGUGGAUCGUGUUGCUGUUUACACGAGGUCUAUGCCAAGGAUGUUUCCAGCAGUAGUUGGAUGGACUGCUAAAACACUGCGAGAAAGAGAGAAUACAGAAGUUAAGGAUGGAGGAUUUGGGAUUGGACAUGACGAUGGAAGAUUGGGAGCAGAACAACGAAUUGUGAUGGUGAAUACAAUGGAUGAUGAUGCACAGGAACAUGAAUCUAGUGCAAACGAAAGUGAUGCUCCGGUGGACUUGGUGGUAGAGGAUUCCGAGGAGAGCUUGCUCUUGGAUGACGAUCCAAUUUGGAGCAGUCCAGAGGUCAUAGCUGCUGUUGAUUUAGCUUAGAAGGCAGCACAUGUGCGAGCCAAAUAUCAUGAGGUGGUAAGUGAUAUGCCUUCUUUUAGCUUAGGAAUGACACAUGAGUAUGAAGGUGAUAGAUGUGGCAUAACAUCCAUCGAACAUGCUGGGAAAAAGAUAGAUGUGGGGAGUCUAAAUACUGAGGUGGCGCCAUUACGAGUUUGUGAAACGGCAGUUGUAGAGAGUGCAGAGGGAGGAAAAUCAAAUCCUUUUAACAAU
Cuscuta campestris is the source of this 1315-nucleotide messenger RNA. The record is from the annotation of a GenBank genome assembly. NCBI's taxonomy places the organism in Eukaryota, Viridiplantae, Streptophyta, Magnoliopsida, Solanales, Convolvulaceae.